Molecule: messenger RNA, 3973 nt
Organism: Labeo rohita (rohu)
Lineage: Eukaryota; Metazoa; Chordata; Actinopteri; Cypriniformes; Cyprinidae
Gene: wscd1a
Product: WSC domain-containing protein 1
Exons: 9
Coding region: 644-2374 (576 amino acids)
Molecular function (GO): sulfotransferase activity
Source: RefSeq, a predicted model, not a curated record
UAAAAACAGCUGGGCUCUUACGUGCGUUCACACAGAGAAACGUGGGACUGCAAAGCAAAGGCAACACGGCAACGGAUUUAGAUAAGGAUUAUCGCUGUUAUAGUGGUUUCACAGCUAUGCAAAAUAAGAAAAUGCAAGAGGAUUAGUGACACACAUCAAGUGGAGCAAAAUAGCAAAACAGAGUGAGAAAGCGAGAUGCGGCUCGCCUCAGAGAUGAAAGAGAUGCUCAUGUUCACGAAGAGACAUUCAACCCAAGGAAAUCUCAAGCUCUGAAAUACAUUUAAUAUGCUGCAAGACUGCUGUUCUUCACUGCCGAGGGGUAGUUGCGAAAGGUUCCCCGAAGUCUUUGAGCCGUAAGAGCUCCGAGUACAUUCUGCCACAAGUACUUCUGUCAUCAAGGGGAUGUAACGCCACAGUCGAGUUUUCACUUAAUCCUCUCACAGGUAAACGGCGGGACAUUUUGCCGGAGGAAUUUUGCGCUCAAAGAGUUUUUAAACAGAAUGUGAAUAAGGUAUCACUGGUAGAGCUUGCUAGAGAAUGAAGCACCUGGAAUAGGUCUCUGCCUUUUUUUUGUUGGAACAAUGGCAGCAUGAAAUCGUAGACUCAAGGGUUUUUUUCUUCACUAACCUGGAAGGAGGGCAACAUGGCAAAGCCCUUCUACAGGCUUCAGCGCUUUUUGCGACGGACUCAGCUGCUCUUCUUGUUCCUCGGUGUCGCAUACAUUAUGGCUGGAAGCGUCCUUCUUCUGCAGAGACACGGAUUGGUGGUGUCACAGCGUGGGACGAGCAGUUACUUUCCAUUGCCGUCUUUGCCAUCUCCUCCCAGGGCCCUGGAGGCACCUGCCCUCCGGACAAGUUAUGGAAUAAUGGGCGCUCGGCUCGGCGGAAAGGGGGCGGGAUACCAAAGUGUUUUGUCCGAAGACAGUGCCGGACCACAAUGGCUGAUCUCAAGAAACCAGGAGAUCCGAUAUCUGAGACGCCGCUGGUUCCACAGCCUCAUGUCUGAACAGGAAGCAUCCAGAGUGGAGAAAGUUCUUCCGAAAAGAAAAAUCCGACACAAAGGCACGUACGUCGGCUGCUUUCUGGAUGACGCCAAAGACCGGGCGCUCAAAGGGAUGGUGUUUUACGACUUUCGCAAAAUGACCAGCACCUUGUGUCAGGACACCUGCACGGAAAGCGGGUACCAGUUUGCUGGCCUUGAAUAUGGGUCCGAGUGUUACUGUGGCAACCGCAUCACAAGCGCUCGGAUGAAAGAGGAGGAGUGUAACUUGGACUGCAAAGGCGAGAAGGGCGCCAUCUGUGGAGGUGUGUCUCGUCUGUCCGUUUACAAGGUGGAGGAGGUUCUUCCUGGCCAGCGGAGAUACAGGAACGUGCGCUACCGGGGCUGCUUCAAAAAGCCUGACAACACAACAGCAGCUUCCCUGGCUCACGCCGUCCAGCCCAACCUCACCUCCCAGUGGUGCAUCGAAACCUGCAUGGAUCAGGAGUUUCCUCUGGCCCUGGUCAGGAAGCCCGACUGUUUUUGUGGCUACUCCACCCCACGCUUCACUCUUCACGAGCCGAUGAAAGAGGAGCUGUGUGCUGUGGAAAACAGCAGUCUGCAUAUCCAAGGGUCCCAUCAGCUCUUCCUUCAGGUUUAUCAGACACCUGUUCAAGAUUCCAGAUGCACAGAGAAGAAGUUUCUACCUGAGAAGUCCAGCUCACUGGUGGCUUUGUCCAGUUUUCCUGGUGCGGGGAACACCUGGGUGAGACACCUGAUCGAGCUUGCAACAGGCUACUACACAGGCAGUUACUACUUUGAUGGCACGCUCUACAAUAGAGGCUUCAAGGGUGAGAAAGAUUACUGGAAGAGUGGAAGAACCAUCUGUGUGAAGACACAUGAGAGCGGCCAGCGGGAUAUUGAGAUGUAUGACUCAGCAAUACUGUUGAUAAGAAACCCCUACCGCUCGCUCAUGGCUGAGUUCAACCGCAAGUGCGCUGGGCAUCUUGGUUACGCUUCUGAUCAGCACUGGAAGAGCAAAGAGUGGCCUGAAUUUGUGGGUAGUUAUGCCUCCUGGUGGGCUUCUCACGUGUUGGACUGGCUGCGUUAUGGAAAGAAACUUCUGGUGGUGCAUUAUGAGCAGCUGCAGGAGUCACUGGUGCCAACAUUACAAUCCAUCACAUCCUUCCUCAAUACAAGCGUCAGUGAAGACCGUCUCCUCUGUGCCGAGUGCAACAAGGAUGGCCACUUCAAGCGCUCAGGUGCGCGACGGCCCACCUUUGACCCCUUCACCCCAGAAAUGAAACGGCUGAUUGAUGGCUACAUCAGCACUGUGGACCAGGCCCUCAGAGCCAGCAACCAUUCUGGCUUGCCAAAGGAGUAUCUCCCAAGAUGAUAAGUCCAGGACUAGAGUACAGUACUGGCUGUCUUGCUCAAGCUCCAAUGCUACAAACUCUAAUGUCCAGGAGCUACUUUUGAUACGUUAUUAUCCUCACAUAUUGAGGUUGAAAAUAAUGCCAUAUGAUGCUGGUGCACUUUGAGAUUGUCUUGUUUUAACGGCGGUCUGUGGAUCAGUCUGUGAAGGGAAACAAAGGUCAAAUUUGUUGCCAUACCAUGGUGAAUAAUUAUAAAGAUUUGAUAACUGCACACUUGAACUUGCAACUCUAGUCAGAGGCAAAAUAAGUUCUCCUUCCUCCUUUGGGAAGAAACUUGAGUGUUUAAUUACAUACUUCAACUACAAGUCAACAAGAGGCCUAAUAAACAACAGAUGUAAUUGCUUAUGAACUAAUCUGACGUGUAUUGUAGAUAAUAAUGACAUGUCUACCACAAAAACAUUUUAUUACUAUACCGUGACCGUGAUUUUUUUUUUACAUUGUAGGGACAAUUUAGACCAUUUACAAAGCUGAUAUCAUAACUGUUAGGACGAAUGUAACCACAGACACAACCACAAUCCUUUUCCAGUAAAAUAUCUUCAUUCUUAAAACAAGAUACACUUACUUUGAGAAGCAAAAUUAUUCUGUCAUCUGUUACUCGUUCCACACCUGGACGACCUUCGUUCAUCUUCAUAACAUAAAUUAAGAUAUUUUUGAUGAAAUCCGAGAGCUUUCUGACCCUGCACAGACAGCAAUGCAGUCUCAAUUUAAGAAUAUUUAGAUAUUUGUACUGUGAAACAAGUCAAAAAUACUGAGUAAGAAAAUCAUUUUUGUAGUGUAUCGAGGACAACAACAUGUCUAUGAUGGUAACAGCCCUGGCAGAUGCGAAAUGUAAUAUUACGUUGUGAAGUAGUAGAAUAACAACCAUGUUUUCCCCCUGAAACCUUCCAGAUCAACAAAAUAUGACAUGGCAAACAGACUUAGCAUACAUCAAAGUCAAACGAAUGGUGACUGUCCCCAUCCCGCUAGAUUCCUUCAGAAUGGAAUGAAAGCUUUCAGCCGGACUAGACAAGACUUGCCUUACGGAAUGAUGCUAGCCUGAUGCUAAUCCUCCCAGAGCUGAUUAGCACGCUGCCAGCAUGCUCCAGAUGUGUCUGGAUUAAGCGCUGGUGUAAUACUCUUUUGCACAUUGCCAGACUGGGAUCAGCUGCAUAUUCAGACAAUGUCACUGUAGUGCUAGUGGCGGGAGUCCCAUCGGGGGGCUGUUUCUGCGGAGUUAUUGAACAAGACACAAAAGAUCAUUCGGUUAGCAUCAUUCAGCGAAGGCUAAAUAAAAAUGUCUCACUGUUUGGGUUUGGUCCAUAAUUUAAUACCAGUGUGUAACUUUAAACAAACACUCCACCCCAUUUGUCAUUGGUCUGACUCUGAAAAAAUGAUAAUAACACCCCCAAAAUUAUAUCAAUGGUUGAGUCUGAGCUGCUGUGCUGGACUGGUUGGGAUGUUCAAAAUAAAAGAGCAAGUGCCACAGCCAGACUGUUUACACUUUUUGGUUGAAUCAACUAAGCUGGGAUGGAAGAAGGUUUUUAACACACUUAAAGGGAUAGUUCAUCCGAAAUUAAAAA